AUGGCCAUGGCUAGGGCGGUGGCGACGUGCGCGGUGCUGGCGGUGAUGAUGGUGGCGCCAUCGGCGGUGCUGGGUAGGGCGAUGGCGCCGGCCAGGGCGUCGGCGGCGGACCAGACGUGCGACGUGGGGAAGUUGAUCCCGUGCGGGCCGGCGAUCAUCGGCGGGACGCCGCCGUCGGACUCGUGCUGCUCGAACCUCAAGGCGCAGGAAGGGUGCUUCUGCCAGUACGCGAAGGACCCGGCUUACUCCGGCUACAUCGACAGCCCCAACGCCCGCAAGACCCUCGCCUCGUGUGGCAUCACCCUCCCCACCUGUCCGCGGUAG
Lolium rigidum is the source of this 324-nucleotide messenger RNA. RefSeq names its product non-specific lipid-transfer protein 2P-like. Bases 1 to 324 code for a protein of 107 amino acids. The transcript has a single exon. The record is from RefSeq and is a predicted model, not a curated record. Gene Ontology annotation, biological process: lipid transport. NCBI's taxonomy places the organism in Eukaryota, Viridiplantae, Streptophyta, Magnoliopsida, Poales, Poaceae.